GCAGCAGCAGCAGCGCGCAGCACGGACGGAAAAGAGAAAAGGCGAAAACGAUACAAAACGGCGAGCAGAACGUGAAAAAACUACACCAGCCCUAAGCUUGCAACGAAGGCAAAUAGCAGAAUGACGCUGCCGAGCAGUGCCAGGGUGUACGCGGAUGUAAAUUCGCAUAAACCACGUGAAUAUUGGGACUAUGAGAACUACAUCGUCGAUUGGGUAAACCAGGAUGACUACCAGCUAGUACGAAAACUGGGCCGGGGCAAGUAUAGCGAGGUGUUCGAGGCGAUCAAAAUGACGAGCAACGAGAAGUGCGUGGUGAAAAUCCUAAAACCGGUAAAGAAGAAAAAGAUCAAACGCGAAAUCAAGAUCCUCGAGAAUCUUCGGGGCGGCACCAACAUUAUCACGCUGCUGGCAGUGGUGAAGGAUCCGGUCUCCCGUACGCCGGCACUUAUUUUCGAGCAUGUGAACAACAUCGACUUCAAGCAGCUCUACCAAACGCUUAGCGAUUAUGACAUCCGGUACUAUUUGUACGAGCUGCUGAAGGCGCUCGACUAUUGCCACAGUCUCGGCAUCAUGCACCGUGAUGUGAAGCCACACAACGUAAUGAUCGAUCACGAAAAUCGCAAAUUGCGCCUGAUCGAUUGGGGACUGGCUGAGUUCUACCAUCCCGGACAGGAGUACAACGUGCGGGUCGCGAGCCGCUACUUCAAGGGUCCGGAACUGUUGGUUGACUACCAGAUGUACGACUACUCGCUGGAUAUGUGGUCGUUGGGGUGCAUGCUUGCGUCGAUGAUCUUCCGCAAGGAGCCAUUCUUCCACGGACACGAUAAUUACGAUCAGCUCGUGCGCAUCGCGAAGGUGCUCGGUACGGAAGAUCUGUUUUCGUAUCUGGAUAAAUACAACAUCGAGCUCGAUCCGCGCUUCAACGAUAUUUUAUCACGUCACUCGCGCAAGCGAUGGGAGCGUUUUGUGCACUCAGAAAAUCAGCAUCUGGUGUCGCCAGAGGGGCUUGAUUUUCUUGACAAGCUGCUGCGCUACGACCACUUCGAGCGCUUGACCGCGCGGGAGGCCAUGGAGCAUCCGUACUUUGCCAUCAUUGUCAACGGUCAGAUGCCACCGCCGCCGACCUCAUCCGCGAAGGGUGGCACCAACUAAAUAUGCGCCCUGCCCUCCUCUGUCAUCCCCGCCUUCACCUCAUCCUUCUGUCGUACGCCGCAGCAAGCGGCGCACCGCGAGCGUUUCCACCGAUGGCAGCAAAACAACUGGAUGUGCAACAGGCGACCUCUUCCAGUGUAUUGUUCGCCGUUCCCCGUCGCUGGUCCCCGAUGGUCGCGAAUACUGCUUGGUGGCAGUGCAUACGUGUUGUUCACUUUUAAUUACUGGCGGCCUGUGGGCGAUGGCCGAAGGCGGUGGUCUUGACUGAGCGCCGAGGAGGUGUCGAGCGAAAAUGAAGAGUAAGUAGUGCGCUAUUAUAAGUAAAGUGGGGCGUGUGUGCCUACAGGACGCGAUCUGAACGAAAGGUGCCGAUGGUCGCCACCCUGUGCACACGAUCCUUCAUUCGGCGAGGAAAAUUGGCAUAUUGAAUUUGAAAACAAAUAACAUAAAACCUGCUAGGGGAUGAAUUAGCCCGGAAGUUGAAGAGGGGAUAUUUUAGAAUAGGUUCUCAAAUGCUAAACAACAAAAGUUAAAAUAUAGCGGAUGAAAAAAAAAAACAAGAUGAAUGAAUUUGAACAAAAUAGAUGAAAGAAGAGCAUUGAAAGUUAUAGAGAGAAAUAGCGA
Messenger RNA from Anopheles nili, 1776 nucleotides. RefSeq names its product casein kinase II subunit alpha (gene CkIIalpha). The transcript has a single exon. The record is from RefSeq and is a predicted model, not a curated record. Gene Ontology annotation, molecular function: protein serine/threonine kinase activity; ATP binding. Gene Ontology annotation, cellular component: protein kinase CK2 complex; nucleus; cytosol. NCBI's taxonomy places the organism in Eukaryota, Metazoa, Arthropoda, Insecta, Diptera, Culicidae. The coding region runs from base 121 to 1152 and encodes 343 amino acids. Gene Ontology annotation, biological process: protein phosphorylation.